CGCUUCUGCCUUCUUACCUUCAAAUGGUGUGCAGUCCUUUUUAGCGUGUCAAAAUGGCGAAAAAGAAGGUGGACGAUAAAAACAGCCAAAAUGACGACAGUACAAAAAAUGAAGCCGGAUAUUCUUCCAACGAUGAAGAACCAAACUUCAGUGAUCCCGAAGGAUUCGUAGACGACAUCAGUGACGAAGAACUCCUGGGCGAUAUUUUGAAACAAAAACCGAAGGAAACUGACGGUUUUGAAAGCAUUAUCAUUGUUGAUGGAGUACCGCAAGUCGGGACCAACAGGCUUGAUAAGCUAAAGUCAGUUAUAAACAAGAUAUUUGUUAAGUUUGGUAACAUUGUGAACGAAUACUACCCUGUAACACCAGAUGGAACUACCAAGGGGUACAUUUUUAUCGAGUAUUCAUCGCCAGUACACGCGGCGGAGGCUGUUAGGGCAACGAAUAAUUUCAAGCUUGAUAAACAGCAUACUUUUCAGGUGAAUCUGUUCACAGAUUUCGAUAAAUAUGAGCAGAUCCCAGAAAAGUGGGAGCCGCCAGAGCCUCAGCCUUAUCAGGGGCAAUCAGAUCUGCACUAUUAUCUUUUGGAUCCUGAUGCAUAUGAUCAAUUUGCUGUUGUUGCCGCACAAGGUCAAUUUGUGCAAGUGUGGCAAAACACGCAGCCUGAUCCAACUCUUGUAGAAGCUAGGAAUGCUUGGACACAGACCUGCAUAAAAUGGUCACCUCUAGGCACCUUUUUGGCAACUUUCCACAGGCUCGGCAUAGCUCUUUGGGCUGGUCCCAGUUUUUCACAAUACAAAAGAUUUGCCCAUGCCAAUUUACAAUUCAUUGAUUUUUCAUCUUGUGAAAAGUAUUUGGUUACUUAUGCUCCUCAAGGCGACCCUCAUAAUCCUGAUCAGAAGAAAAUUAUCAUAUGGGAUAUUAGGACUGGGCUGGAAAAGAGAUCAUUUAACCCGGAAGGUACUUGUUCUUGGCCAAUAUUUAGGUGGUCACAUGAUGACAAAUACUUUGCUAGGAUUGGAUCAAGUAACAACAAUAAUGAUGCAUUGCAAGUCUAUGAAACACCCUCUUUUGGGUUGCUGGACAAGAAGUCUAUCAAAAUAGCUGGCAUCAGGGAUUUCAAUUGGUCGCCAACAGACCAUGUGGUGGCCUACUGGGUAGCUGAAAACAAAGAUGUACCGGCUAGUGUUACUCUACUUGAAAUACCAAAUAGGAAUGAAAUAAGAAAGAAAAACCUAUUUAAUGUGGCUGACUGUAAGAUACACUGGCAGAAAUCUGGAGAUUAUCUGUGUGUUAAAGUAGAUAGGUACACGAAAAUUAGGAAAGAAAAGAACGAAGUUAAAUAUUCAGGAAUGUAUUGUAAUUUUGAGAUCUUCCAUAUGCGCGAGAAGCAAAUCCCAGUAGACAGCGUCGAAUGCAAAGAGCCAAUCCAGGCGUUCGCAUGGGAACCUGUCGGAUCGAAGUUUGCCAUGAUCCACGGGGAAUCACCGAACAUCAACGUCAGCUUUUACGAAGUGCGAGUGGGUCAAGCGCCGAUUUUGCUGAAAAAGCUGGAGAAGAGAGCUUGCAAUCAUCUGUUUUGGUCUCCUGGCGGCAGGUUCAUCGUCCUCGCCGGCUUGGGUUCGAACGGCGGCGGUUCCUUGGAGUUCGUCGACGCACACGACUUUUUGGUCAUGAACGCGACCGACCACUACCAAAUGUCGGACGUCGAGUGGGAUCCUACGGGACGGUACAUCAUUACCGCGGUCUCGUUCUGGAAGACCAAGGUGGACACCGGCUACUGGCUGUGGUCCUUCCAGGGGAAGAUUCUCAAGAGGGUCAAUUUGGAGAAAUUUGCACAGGUGUUGUGGCGUCCCAGACCACCGACGCUUCUCAGCGAAGAAAAGCAGAAGGAGAUUAAGAAGAACUUGAAAAAGUACUAUCCGCAAUUCGAAAGCAAGGAUCGUAUGAGACAAUCGAAGGCCUCCAAGGAAUUGAUAGAGAAAAGGGCGGCGCUGAUGGAGAAAUUCAAUCAGUACAGGGAACAGCGAAUCAAGGAGUGGCAGGAGAACAAGUCCAGGAGACUGGCGCUUAGAAAUAAUGUUGACACUGACGAGCUAGACGCAGACACAGAAAACGUAGAAGAGGAAGUAGUAGAAUUCUUUAUCAAAGAGGAACAAACAGUGAUCGAUUAAACCAUCAUUCAACGUGCCGUUUUUGUCCGUGUAUGCACACAAUCGUGUAUACGGGGGCUUGUUCAAAAAUUCAUCUGCAUCAAGUGACACUUUGACGUUUACCUAUCGGUGAAUUUGCGUGUACCAUAGACAUUUUUCUACCUUGUGCGAGUUGAAAAAACUCGUCGUGACCAUUUUUUUUAUUUCCGAAUUCGUCAGAAAAAUUAUCUUUUGUUGUCUGGUUACUACAAUAAAACUGUUAACUGUCUCUCG
This is a messenger RNA of Acanthoscelides obtectus, 2426 nucleotides long. The record is from the annotation of a GenBank genome assembly. NCBI's taxonomy places the organism in Eukaryota, Metazoa, Arthropoda, Insecta, Coleoptera, Chrysomelidae.